CCUAUGCAAGAUUGUGUACCUCUAAGUUUAACAUUUUAAGCAUUAAUUUAACCUAAUAUAUAUUAGAAUUUAAAACGAAGUAGUCGAACAUUUUACUAUGCAUAACGUUUAACAUUGGCAUGCUGUUUACAUAUGUAGAUUCUACCCGUGCAAUGUCUCACAUUCUCUGGAAAUCAGAUUACAAACGAGAUGUGGUGUACCUCCAUGUUUUAUCAAGAACACGAUCCCGUGGAGUUGUGAACAUUUCGCCGUUUGCAAUCAAAUUGGAACUUUUCUUAAGGAUCAACGGCAUACCAUUUCAGACAGUGGAUUGUGAUGAUUUUUCCUCAAAACAACAAAGUCAUUUUGUUCUUUUCAAUGGCGAAGAGAUAGCCGAUCACAACCAUAUAAUCCAACACGUGAGUGGUGUGUUCUGUAAGGACCCUUAUCCCGGGUACGGACUCACGGAGAGGGCGGUAGGGCGAGCCUUCAUGAAGAUGCUGGAGGAAAACACGAUCUGGCCAAUAUUUAUAUACCGGUUUAUUGAACAUAAGGACGAGUAUGACAGUUAUAUAUACCCUGACUGUUCUAGAGAAGAAAAGAAGAAAAUCAUUGAUAAACUUCAGGACCUUUUUGAACGGCGCGCAAUAGGUCACGGCAUAAGCCGUCAUUCAAGUGACGAGAUACAGACUAUUGGAUGUGAAGACGUUAAGGCACUGUCAGACUUUCUGGGGUCUAAACAGUAUCUUCUUGGAGACAGACCUUCGGUGGUGGAUUGCAGUUUGUUUGGAGUUCUCUCCCAGGUUUUGUACGUUCCAAUCGGCUACCCCAUGAGAACAUUUCUGCUGGACAAGUGUCCAAACCUUGUCAACCUUAUAAAUAGACUUAGAGAAACAUUCUGGGCGAAUUGGAACGAGGAGUGUGGAAUACAGGUUACACAAUUCUAGGUCUAGUUAGUCCGUGUUACUGUUUAUUGUAAUUAAAAUGAAUACAAAGGCUAUAGACUGUUACUUAAAUAUAUUUUGGUUUUGUCUUUGCUAGAAGAAGGGGAAUAUGAAUUUCAUUUCAUUGAAAAUAAUAGUAUGUUUUAACUUAAGCUUCUCAUGUAUGCAGAUUUAAGAAAAGGUAGCUUUACAUACAAUAUAAUUUUCGUGUAACUUUUCGCACAAUGAAAAUCCAGCGAAGAUUGACAUUAUCAAUAUAAUUAUGUUUAUCAACCUUUUGUAACGUAAUCUUUUUUUAUAUAUAAAUAACGAAACGAU
Dreissena polymorpha is the source of this 1241-nucleotide messenger RNA. RefSeq names its product failed axon connections-like. The record is from RefSeq and is a predicted model, not a curated record. Gene Ontology annotation, cellular component: cytoplasm. The coding region runs from base 120 to 926 and encodes 268 amino acids. Lineage: Eukaryota; Metazoa; Mollusca; Bivalvia; Myida; Dreissenidae. The transcript is spliced from 5 exons.